Molecule: messenger RNA, 1213 nt
Organism: Ictalurus furcatus (blue catfish)
Lineage: Eukaryota; Metazoa; Chordata; Actinopteri; Siluriformes; Ictaluridae
Gene: wnt9a
Product: wingless-type MMTV integration site family, member 9A
Exons: 4
Coding region: 128-1213 (361 amino acids)
Biological process (GO): neuron differentiation; cell fate commitment; multicellular organism development
Cellular component (GO): extracellular region
Molecular function (GO): cytokine activity; frizzled binding
Source: RefSeq, a predicted model, not a curated record
GCUCUGCUUUCAGCCCCGCCCCAGGCAGUAUAAAUCCCAGCUGUGUCGGUGUGUGUGUGUGAUUUGAGCAGCAGCAGGAGCAGGAGCUCAGACGGAGCGCAAUGGUCUGCUGCAGAGACGCUGCAAAAUGCCGGAUGGACGAGUCGCCGUGCGGGCAUGGAGCACUCUCACUCUCAUAGCGGCGCUGUGCAGCCUCCCGCCCCCGUCCCACGCCUACUUCGGGCUGACGGGGAAUGAGCCCCUGUCCAUCCUACCUCUGAGCUUCCAGCCCGAGGACGGACCAGCGAGGGCGCACUUCAAACUCUGCGACCGCCUCAAACUGGAGAAGAAGCAGCGCAGGAUGUGCAGACGAGACCCGGGCGUGGCCGAGACGCUCAUGGAGGCCAUCAGCCUCAGUGCACUCGAGUGUCAGUACCAGUUCCGCUUCGAGAGGUGGAACUGCACCUUAGAGGGGCGCUACCGAGCAAACAUCUUAAAAAGAGGUUUUAAAGAGACGGCGUUCCUCUACGCGAUCUCCUCAGCAGGUUUGACCCAUGCUAUGGCUAAAGCGUGCAGUGCGGGACGGAUGGAACGCUGCACCUGUGACGAGGCUCCUGACCUGGAGAACCGAAAAGCCUGGCAGUGGGGGGGCUGCGGGGACAACCUCAAAUACAGCAACAAGUUUGUCAAGGACUUCCUGGGCAAGAGGUCCAACAAGGACCUGCGCGCCCGCGUCGACAUGCACAACAGCCAUGUUGGCAUGAAGGUCAUUAAGGCCGGCGUGGAUACGACCUGUAAGUGCCACGGUGUGUCAGGCUCCUGCACGGUGCAGACGUGUUGGCGUCAGCUGGCGCCAUUUCACAAAAUCGGCAUGGUGCUGAAGCAGCGCUACGAGACCGCACUCAAGGUAGCCAGCGCCACCAACCAGGCGAAAGGUGAGGGCGAGCUGCCCCACACGCCACCUCGCGCCAGAGCCGAGCCUUUCUCACGCACCUCUGACCUGCUGCACAUCGAGGACUCGCCCAACUUCUGCCAGGCCAGCAUGUACUCGGCAGGGACGUCAGCACGGAAGUGCCACAAGGACAAGAACUGCGACGCCAUCUGCUGUGGGCGUGGCCAUAACACACAGAGCCGCGUGUUGACCCGGCCCUGCCAAUGCCAGGUGCGCUGGUGCUGCUACGUCGAGUGCAAGCAGUGCACGCAAAAAGAGGAAGUGUAUACGUGCAAGGGUUAA